Komagataella phaffii GS115 is the source of this 933-nucleotide messenger RNA. RefSeq lists its product as uncharacterized. Gene Ontology annotation, cellular component: plasma membrane. The record is from RefSeq and is a predicted model, not a curated record. The transcript has a single exon. Gene Ontology annotation, biological process: plasma membrane phospholipid scrambling. Lineage: Eukaryota; Fungi; Ascomycota; Pichiomycetes; Pichiales; Pichiaceae. Bases 1 to 933 code for a protein of 310 amino acids. Gene Ontology annotation, molecular function: phospholipid scramblase activity.
AUGCUUUUAAGGAGAGGCUUGAGAUUGGCUAAUUGCGUUCCGAAGUACUCUUUCAAAAGGAGUUAUACCCCUCUCAACUACGAUUCUCUAAAGAAUUAUCGUAGGCAUGCUCAGGCGCCUCAACCCCAUCAGUUUGACGCCACUAGAUGGGACCAACAACCAGUUACUAAUGAGCAAGGAGUAAUACUCCCAUCCGACUCAAUUGCAAACAUUCUGAGACAACCAACUCUGGUCAUAGAACGGCAAAUGGAAAUGAUGAAUAUAUUUUUAGGAUUUGAGCAGGCGAACCGAUAUGUUAUCAUGGAUCCUACAGGAAGUAUUUUGGGUUACAUGCUAGAAAGGGAUCUGGGCAUCACCAAAGCUAUAUUGAGACAGAUCUACCGUUUGCAUCGACCUUUUACAGUGGAUGUAAUGGAUACUGCAGGAAAUGUAUUAAUGACAAUCAAGAGGCCGUUUAGUUUCAUCAAUUCGCACAUCAAAGCUAUAUUACCCCCUUUCAGGAACAGCGACCCAGACGAACAUGUAAUUGGAGAAUCCGUUCAAAGCUGGCAUCCUUGGAGACGAAGAUACAAUCUAUUUACAGCACAAAUUGGCGAAAAGGACACUGUCUACGAUCAGUUCGGGUACAUUGACGCACCGUUUCUUUCCUUUGAGUUUCCUGUACUUUCAGAAUCUAGGCAAACGCUAGGUGCUGUCUCUAGAAACUUCGUGGGCUUUGCAAGAGAGCUUUUCACAGAUACAGGAGUUUACAUCAUCCGUAUGGGGCCUGAAUCUUUUGUAGGGCUAGAAGGGAACUACGGGAACAAUGUGGCCCAACAUGCCCUUACGCUGGACCAAAGGGCUGUAUUAUUAGCCAAUGCCGUUUCAAUUGACUUUGAUUACUUUUCUAGGCACUCGUCACACAGUGGUGGCUUCAUUGGGUUUGAGGAAUAG